CUCUCUGCAAAUGGUUCGUGGCAGCGCUGAACAUGCACUUGGGAGCAUUUGGGAAACUGUCUGAGCAGCCGCUUUCACGUGCCGGUAUCUCGCUUUGUGCGGGAUGAUCUCCAAACUUCUUUGUUCCCCAACCGCAGCAACUUGAGGUUCCUUCAACAACGCAACCAUGGCAACGGACGCGGGCAGCUCCAAUACCAACGGCACCAUAAAUGGGACCGCGAAUGGAACCAUGCAAUCAUUAUGGGCCGAUAAAUAUCGUGGCGCUACGGUAGAAGACCUUGAACCCCCACCCGCUCUCUCCGUCAAACCCUCAGACCCUGUAUCGCAUGCCCUCAUGAGUGCAUUCGAACGCGAUUACACCCACCUCACGGUCAUCUCGCAGGAAAACCGAGCCCUCCUCGGAUACAUCAGCAUUCCACGAUUACAACAGCUGUUGAAGGAGCAUAAAGUCAAAGAGACGGAUCUGGUAGAAACGGCUAUGCUGAGGUUCAGGCGGAGGGGCACGCGCUACAAGGUCAUUACGACCGAAACGCCACUGGAGGAGUUAGAGGAGUUCUUUAAUGGCGGCGUUGAUGGUAGUGGGGCACAGGAGUUUGCAGUGGUGACGGAUACAAGUAGGAAGUUUGUGCUGGGUGUGGCUACGAAGUCUGAUUUGGAGAGUUUUGUGAAGAGAAGGGCGUAGGAGAAGACCGAUUGCGCACGGGGGAUUGGGUGCAGCGAUGAUGGAUGCUGGAUGCAUUGCAAGGCGUUAUCUGGAAUGUAGGUUUUCGGAGGCGUCCUUCAACGUACGCUCCUAGACCGCUCGGAAGAAGUUGAUAUAAUAUUGCUUGUCCUGUGUU
This is a messenger RNA of Lindgomyces ingoldianus, 839 nucleotides long. RefSeq lists its product as uncharacterized. The coding region runs from base 167 to 682 and encodes 171 amino acids. The record is from RefSeq and is a predicted model, not a curated record. NCBI's taxonomy places the organism in Eukaryota, Fungi, Ascomycota, Dothideomycetes, Pleosporales, Lindgomycetaceae. The transcript has 2 exons.